Cryptococcus deneoformans JEC21 is the source of this 1080-nucleotide messenger RNA. RefSeq lists its product as hypothetical. The transcript has 3 exons. Lineage: Eukaryota; Fungi; Basidiomycota; Tremellomycetes; Tremellales; Cryptococcaceae. The record is from RefSeq and is a predicted model, not a curated record. The coding region runs from base 240 to 974 and encodes 244 amino acids.
CACAGCCAUUUCUGCCUGGGCUGCUCUGUUUGCUUUGUUAGGACCAAGUUUUGUCCGAUAACCCAUGUCUUGUUCAUACCCACUGGCUGGCGCAACUCUGCUUACCCACUGUCAAAGGCCAUACAAAUAGUUAAACCAUCUAUUGCUCGGCCUUGGCCCCCCGCUGUUCGACCUCAGUCUUCCACUAGUUAUUCAACUUAUCUUGAUCAACUUCCACUCCAAAGCUCAACGUCAUCCCCAUGCCUAACUCUCGACGCCAUCGCCGCAACAAGUCAUCAAUGCCCAAACCCAACAAGGUUAAUCCAGGCCCUUACCCUCACGCACCAGCUCCAGCUCUGGCUGUUUCUUCUCCCAAGGUAGCCAGUACCCCACAAGGCUGUUGUCGAAAUCAAACUCAAACUCAGACUCAAACCCAGACCCAAAGACAUGAUCAAACUCCAGCCGAUCUAGUCGCCCAAGCAUCCUUUCCAACUCAUGACCUCGAUAUUCCAGAGAUUCGUGGCAAUACUUAUCGUCGGCCGCAUGCACCAAGUCCGUUGAAGAGGAUUCAGACAGUACCCAUGAAGGGAACUGAGCAAUGGCUGAGUAGGUAUCAGUUCCAGAUGUUUUCGUGGGACGAGGGGCAGGAGUUUGACGGUGAUGAAGACGAAGAGUGCGGGGUUAGAGGUUGGAAUUGGAAUAGAUAUGUGGAGAUGGAUAAUGGAGAACCUAAGGAAUGGAUUGAUAGUUUCAGUUGGGGUGGCGCAUCCAUGUCUUGCGAAUACGGGUCAAGCGUUCCCUCUGCCCAUAUGAGCAUUCCUCCGGGAAUUCGCCCGAAUGGAGAGAAUAGCAUCCCAGGCAUGAGCCUUGACGCACUUACGCAACUAGCAGCCGAGGUUGCUACCGAACUAUCCAGGAAACGACUAGAGGAGUCGCCAAGGCCAGACGUUUCAAAGAGGAAAAGGGCCGAGGGGAACGUUUCCAGGGAGUUAUAAUGAUGCCGAAGAUCCUUGUCGUUUGUUCAGUUGUCGGUAAUGUUCGUUGUCUUGUGUAUAUAGUAGCCGUCGCGUGUACUCGCAUUUCGUCCCAUGUUUGUCCUGU